Messenger RNA from Cylicostephanus goldi, 254 nucleotides. Lineage: Eukaryota; Metazoa; Nematoda; Chromadorea; Rhabditida; Strongylidae. The record is from the annotation of a GenBank genome assembly.
AUGGGAAAAACAAAACAAUCACGACCCACUUCUCACAUAGACAAGCUUCUCUUGAUUCGUGAUCACUUUCAAAGAGUGAAAGAGUGCAACAAUUAUUUUGACGGUCUGAAUGAACAAAACAGAAAAUUUUUCGAGCAGUUCAAACUCGGCAUUGACAGUCAAGCGCCGACAGUUGAGAAACAGGCAGCUUCCGUGAUGGAUGGGGUUGUACAGACCAUAAAUGCAUUCACGGUAGGACCUUCUUCCAACUGAGA